Wickerhamiella sorbophila is the source of this 396-nucleotide messenger RNA. RefSeq names its product Peptide methionine sulfoxide reductase B5. Gene Ontology annotation, biological process: response to oxidative stress; protein repair. The record is from RefSeq and is a predicted model, not a curated record. Gene Ontology annotation, molecular function: peptide-methionine (R)-S-oxide reductase activity. The transcript has a single exon. Bases 1 to 396 code for a protein of 131 amino acids. NCBI's taxonomy places the organism in Eukaryota, Fungi, Ascomycota, Dipodascomycetes, Dipodascales, Trichomonascaceae.
AUGUCCAAGAUAACUAAAACAGCUGCUGAGUGGCGUGCGAUUUUGACACCAGAUCAGUUUAGAGUUUUGAGAGAAAAAGGAACGGAGAGGCCUUAUGUUGGCAAGUAUGAUAAAACUUUCAAGCCGGGAGUCUACGACUGUGCCGCCUGCGGCUCGCCACUAUAUAGAUCGACCGCCAAAUUUGAUUCCGGAUGUGGCUGGCCAGCUUUCUACGAGGCAAUCCCUGGUGCAAUUACUUUGCACAAGGACAAAUCUCUCGGUAUGAUGCGUACCGAGAUGACCUGUGCUAAAUGUGAUGGUCACCUUGGGCAUGUCUUCUACGACGAGGGCUACAAACAGCCUACGAAUGAACGCCACUGUGUCAAUUCAAUUUCCUUGACAUUUAAACCCAAGUAA